Penicilliopsis zonata CBS 506.65 is the source of this 2391-nucleotide messenger RNA. RefSeq lists its product as hypothetical. The transcript has 3 exons. The record is from RefSeq and is a predicted model, not a curated record. Lineage: Eukaryota; Fungi; Ascomycota; Eurotiomycetes; Eurotiales; Aspergillaceae. The coding region runs from base 1 to 2391 and encodes 796 amino acids. Gene Ontology annotation, cellular component: nucleus. Gene Ontology annotation, molecular function: chromatin DNA binding.
AUGUAUGGCACUUCGCACCCUGUCUCCGCUCCGAUGAACGGCAUCGGAGGGGAUCUCGUCGAUGGUUCCGGGACUAUCAACCCGGCCGCCUUGAAUAACUCUGUCGCGAUCCCUCCGACCGUGUCGACGGCAACUAACAAUGGCAACCCGCGCGGUGUCAAGCGGAGUCGAUCGCCCGAUCAACGCUCGGAUCUUCCGGCCGAUGGAGAUCAUGACGAGAGUCUGUAUGAGCAAGGUCGUCGGAAACGAGGGCGCCCCCCGAAGACGCCCCGAGCCACAACAGCAGACCAGCCUACUUCCGCCGUUCAGGUCCAGACCCCGCGCAUCCAGACGCAAAGCCAUCCGGCGCAUACCAUCAUCUCUCCGCCGCAAGCCUCGCCCGGCGACAAGACCACCCCGACCAAGUCGCUAGUCAAGGCGCUGCCCACGGUGCGCGACCACACCACCGACCAGCUCAAUGAGCAGGGCGACGAGUAUAUCCCCAAGGAGUUUGACGAGCAGGGCGAGAAGAAGGUCGACGCCAUGGGCUACCUGCAGGACGGCCGCGAGUACAAGUGCCGCAUCUUCCGUGUCCCCCACCGCGGCACCAAGCUGUUCAUGCUGGCCACCGAGUGCGCGCGCGUCCUGGGUUACCGCGACUCCUACCUGCUCUUCAACAAGAACCGUUCCCUCCACAAGAUCAUCGCCUCCCAGAUCGAAAAGGACGAUCUGAUCCAGCAGGACAUCCUGCCCUACUCCUACCGCUCCCGCCAGAUCGCCAUCGUCACCGCCAAGUCCAUGUUUCGCCAGUUUGGCAGCCGUGUCAUCGUCAACGGUCGCCGCGUCCGCGACGACUACUGGGAGAGCAAGGCGCGCAAGCAGGGCUUCACCGAGGACGAUUUGGCCGGCGAAAAGCGUCCCGGCGCCGCCAAGGCUCGCGAUGCUGCCGCCGCCGCCGCCGCCGAGGCCGCCACGGCCAACCUGCUGCCCGCUCUCGGCCAUGGCGACGUCAUCUACAGUAACGCCCUCGAGGCCAUGCCGUCGCACGGUCUCUCGAUGGGCUCGACCGGCUCGCCCGUCCCCUCCUAUGCGCCGCUGCCCAUGAUCCACCUGGCCACCACCACCGAUGACCCGCGCCUGCGCGAGUAUGCCAACAUGCCCCGGCCUCGGCAGGACCUGAGCGGGCCCGCCUAUCAGGACCGUACGCAGCCCAGCACGGCGGCCGAGAUCCUGAAUCAGGCCUCGCACACGGCCGAUUUCAACAAGCUCUUGAGCUCGCAGCGCAGCUUCCGCCAGAAGGGUCUCGAAGACUUCUAUGCCAAACAACGCGAGUCACCCGUCGACGCGACCUCCGACACCCUCGACGCCACCCACGUCCCCGCCUCGCAGACCUCCAUGCCCUCCCCUCAGCUGGCUGCCGCCGCCGCCGCCGCCGCCGCCGCGGGCGUUCUCAACCAUCAUCACCUCUCGCAUCUCCCGCAACACCCGCAACACCAUCAUCCUCAGCACCCUCAUCAGCCACCACCGGGACUGAUGGCCCACCAUCAAGCGUCACUAAUUCCGGGCUCCUCCUACCCCCAGCCGGGCCAACAGCCGCCGUCCAUGACUGCACAGUCUCCCAUCCGAGGAAUGCCUCCCACCAUCCGACCAGACAUGAUGCAUCAUCAGCGGGCUGCGAAUCCGGUUCUGGCCGCCGCGGGGGCUACCCAACAGUCACCCCCGUAUGGUUAUCCGACUCAACACCAUCCGCAGCAAAUGUGGGGGCAACCACCCCCGCCGCCGCAACAGCAACAACAACCACAACAAUCACAACAGCAACAACAACAACAACAGCAACAACAUCAACAGCAGCAGCAGCAGCAGCAACAACAACAACAACAACAACAUCCAUCCCCGGCCGGAAUGGCUCAGUAUGCCGCACAGAUGCAUGUCCAACCGCCGCAGCAGAGCCCGUCCCCGAUGGCGCAUCCACAACAGCCCCCACCCCCGCAACUCCAGCAGCAGCACCAACACCAACCACACGCGUCGCAAUCACCACGUCGCCCGCCUGCCACUCAAAUGCCGCAGUCGUUCCAGAUGCACCCGCAGGCAGCGGCGGCCGCCGCCGCCGCCGCCGCACAGCAGCACCAACAGCAGCACCAACAGCAGCACCAACAGCAGCAACAGCCGCAGCAAUUGGCGUCGAUGGGGUAUCCAGGUCCUAACGCGGCAGCCUACCCGGCUAUGGCGGCGCGGGCGAUGUAUCCGUCGUCCCAGGGUCCUGGUGCGCAGCAGUUCCUCGCCAACCCACAGCAACCCGGGCUGGGGAUGUUGCCGGGCUGGCCGCCGGCUCCAGGCGGGGGAAUGGGACCUGGUCAUGCACAACAGCAAGGUCAAGCUGGAAGUCCGUUAGGAGGAUGGUCAGGGUAUUAG